Messenger RNA from Linepithema humile (Argentine ant), 5017 nucleotides. RefSeq names its product tetratricopeptide repeat protein 21B-like. Lineage: Eukaryota; Metazoa; Arthropoda; Insecta; Hymenoptera; Formicidae. Gene Ontology annotation, biological process: protein localization to cilium; intraciliary retrograde transport. Gene Ontology annotation, cellular component: intraciliary transport particle A. The record is from RefSeq and is a predicted model, not a curated record. Gene Ontology annotation, molecular function: protein binding.
AGAACGUUAUUUUAAAAUAAUUAUAAGCAUUGUACGUAUUAAUGCUAAUUGAUAUUGGAUUAGUGUUGCUCGGUAAUGUUAAACAUCGCGUUUUAUUUUGAAUAUAUAACUUAAUAAUUAUGUUUUUUUAUAAUUAUGUAUCUGAAAGAUGUAACCAAAAAUGGUUCAAGUCUUUGCUAAAUUUUCGAAUCGUCAAUAAUGUAGAUUUCUGCAUCAGCGGUUGUCAUAGCAAUGAAGUUGUCAACGAGUAUAACCUAACCGCUAUUUCGAAUUGUCAAAUCAGUUAUUACUCUCAUUAUUGCAACAAAAUGUAAAUGGAAAAUCGUGGAGCAAGUAAAUGGGCAUUGCCGCAUUGAAAUUGCGUUCCAUCGCGUUGAGGCAAAUAGGAAAUGGCAUAAUCCGUCAACGGCGAUUCCUGCACAUCGUUCGACACAACGUAAACCGCGGCACAUUUUACGUACAGCUAGACGAUGAAUCACGAGCAGUAUUACGAUAUAAAACUGAUAGGAAAGUGUUGGACAUGCAAUCGGUUACUGUGCCUACAAAAUACAAAGGUCAAGGUCUGGCACGACUUUUAGCUGAGACAGCGUUCACGUAUGCUAUAGUGAACGAUUACUACAUGUACUUGAGAUGCGAGUACCUGCAGAAGUAUUAUCGCGCAGUGAAAAAUUCUGAUCUGGAAGAACGCAUUGUGGGUCCGCCUGACAUCCUGGAUGGUCCCAACUCGACCGCUCUGCAUCCUGAUACUGUUUAUGAAUUGCCGGAUCCCGAAGACUUCAAGUUCUAACUUCAAUACAAGAGUUGAGUUUAAAAAUUAAAAAAUUGUAACAAAGAAAAAACUAAAAAAAUGGAGGAGGCAGAAUACGUGGCUCUGAUCGAGUGGUACUGCCGCCAGCGUUACUACAACGGCAUGCUGGCUCAAGCAAAGCAGGCGCGCGACGCUCAUCCUGGCAGCGAGCGUCUGCGUCUGUUGCUCUGCCUGGCGUACGUUCUUAUCGGGAAGAGCCACGAGGCCGUGAAGGAGAACACAAGUCUGCUGAACCAAGCGGACUUCACGCUACCGGCAUUACUCGUGCAGAGCGUCGCCUUGGCGGACGGCGACGUGGAGAGGAGUACCGUGAGCCAGAUAGAAAACAGGAUCCGGGACGAACGCAGAAGAGCCUCCUGCGUCGCGCUGUGCCUCGCGACGUCUGUGUUGAUCCUCUCGCGCAGAGCCGACAAGGCGAAAGAAUACGUGGACAGAGCGUACAAGCUGAAGCCUACGAAUGUUAACGUGCUACUCGUCAAGGGAUGGCUGGAGCUCAAUCUGAGGUCCGGCGCGGACAUCGCGGAAACGGGGAGCUUUUUCGAUUCGGUGCUGAAGGAGGAAUCGAGGAAUCUGAGCGCGCUGUUGGGCUCCGCGGAGGUGAAGCGACGCGCCGGCAACCACUCGGAGGCUGUGUCGAUACUGAAUUCCCUGGUUGUGCGCUAUCCUAAGCUGCCUCUGCCGCUAAUAGAGAAGACAAAGUGCCUGCUGGCGGCGAAGGACUGGGAACAGGUGUUGGAGAUGGUGAACCGAGUGCUCGUGAUCGAGUCGAACAACCUGGACGCCAUCAAGGCGAGCUCGGUGGUAGCUUUUUGCCGAGAUGGUAAUCCCGGCGAAGGUCUGCCGCAGCUGCAGCUGUUCCUGCGCAAUCUGUCGCUCGCCGAAUCGCGGAACGUGCUGCUGCUGAUCGACAAUCUACGCUUGUUCACCGGCGUAGCGUUCCAGGAUCACGGAAUUCUGUCGGAGCUGGCGCGAGCGGCUGAGAAGAUGCUGCAGGCGACGUCGUCGGGCAGCGCGGAACUCAUGUCGGAGCUGGGCGACCUGUACAUUGCACUCGGCAAUACCAAAGACGCCGAGCGCUGGUACAAGAACGCUAUUCGCGCGGAUCAGUCCUCCUUCGCGGCCCUCAUGGGACUGGCUCAUUGCCAACUGCUGCACGGAUCUGCGGACGAUCUGGACCAGGCGCGCCAGCAGAUAGACAUCAUGAUGGAAAUUCAGCCGCAUUCGACAAACGUGCGGCUGCUGCUCAUGUCUGCCAAGAUUGCCGCUAAUGAAGAUAACAGGAAGACACUUAAUUAUUUGGAUGCGGCGGCAAACCUCUUGCUAAAAAAUUGCGAGGGCCUGCCGUACGGCUACGAAUAUCUCAGCGAGCUGAGACCCGAUCUGUGUCUCGAAAUUGCAAAGCAACGUUUGAUGUAUUCCCUGAAUAAAUCACCGAUGAGCGAUGAGCUGGGCAGAGCAAUGGAGAAAGAACCGAGCGUUCACUUGCUGGAGCGAUUAGUGGAGGCCUGUCCGGGUUCCAGCGCGGCUCUGCUACUCCUCAGCAGAGCGAAGAUGCAGAGCGGCGACUACGACGGCGCGUUUGUCCUGCUAAGGACACUGGACGCAGUGGAACCAUCCAACGCACAGGCACAUCUCGCAAUGGCGCAGAUCCUGGCUUACCAGGGCAAGUAUCAGCUCGCCUCGCAGAGUCUGGAAGUCGGUCUGAGCUACAACUUCAAGAUCCGCGACGAGCCGCUCUACCAUCUAAUCAUCGGCAUGGUGCAACGCGAGGCCGGCGACUUGGACAGCUGCGUGAAGAGCUGCCAGACGGCGAUGUCGCUGGCGGGAUUGACCGGCAACGUCAGCAGGAAGUCCGACAUGUCCACGUCGGACCGCGCGAGCUUGUACCUCGAACUGAUCACCGCGUACAGCAAGGCGAGGCGCUUCGCCGAGGCACUUACGCUUGUCGAUGAGGCGAAAAUGAAUCUUGCCGGCACCGCUGAGCUCGGCAGGCUCACCAUCGGCGCCGCCGGGGUUCAUCUAGACAUGGGGGAGCUCGAAAACGCCGUCGGCUCCUUACAGAGUAUUCAUCCCGGACAACCGUAUUACGUUCAGGCGCACACCAGGCUGGCCGAGAUCAACCUGAACUACAGAAAGGACCGUCAGGCGUUCGCGAAGUGCUUCAGAGAACUGGUAGAACACUGUCCAGGACCGAGGACAUAUAGCAUGUUAGGCAACGCUUAUAUAUCCAUACAGGAGCCCGAGAGAGCGAUAGAGGCGUAUGAGCAGGCGCUCUCGCAGAAUCCGAUUGACAAAGUGGAGAUCGCGAACAAGAUGGGCAAGGCGCUCGUCAAGGCGCAUCAAUACGCGAAGGCGAUCACCUAUUACAAGGACAUAGUAAAACAGGACAAUUGCGCCGCUCUGAAGAUAGAUCUGGCGAAGCUGUACAUGAAGAUGAAGCAGUACGACAAGGCGGAGGCGACUCUGGUGCAAGAACUUCAAGACAAGCGAGGCGAAUCCGACAUCCUGAGCCUGGAAAUGCGAGGGCAAGAGCUGCUAUUGCUCGCUAAAGUGCGCGAGAAGUCGGGCAACGUUAGGGGCGCGCUGGCGACAUUGAAGGAGGCCAAGGAGAAUCAACAUAGAUAUAUUCAGCGUCUUAGUGUCUCGCCGGACAUUGCGGAUCAGAAGCACGCACUGGCGAACAUCUGUCUGACGAUGGCCGAUUACGCAUCGACCUUGCGGAAUUAUGACGAAGCCAUAAUAUAUUAUAAAGAAGCGUUAGCUCACAAGCCUACGGACGUAAACGCUCUGCUUUCUCUGGCGAAGCUAUAUAUGCAGAUGAACAAUUUAGACCGAUGCGCGCAGAAUUGUUCCAUCCUGCUGAACGCUGAUCCCAACAACGAGGCUGCAUCCGUGAUGAUGGCGGAUCUCGCGUUUCGCAAGGUGGACUUCGAGACCGCAGCGUUUCACUUCCGACAGCUGCUGAUACGUCAACCGACUUACUGGACUGCCCUAGCAAGAUUGAUAGAAGUGUCGCGCAGAACAGGUGCUAUGGACGACCUCGACGAAUGGCUGCAGCGCGCGCAGGUCGCGAUGGGCGCCGGCAACGUCGAGGCCGGUUUUUAUUACUGCGCCGGAUUGCUGGAUUGGCGGACUGGUAAAUUGAACUCCGCUCUUCGCAACUUCAACUAUGCGCGACGCGACCCAGAAUGGGGCCAGCAGGCGAUCUACAACAUGAUCGAGAUCUGCCUGGAUCCCGACGACGACACUACUCUGUCGAACGAGGCAUUCAACGACGAGGACGCCGAGUAUCAAGACUCGAGGACGAUGGCUCUGAGAACGGCCUACCGAUUACUCCAGGAAUUGAAUCCCAAAGGCAGUCCUCACGAGGAGCUGACGCACAAGCUGCUCAGCGAUUUCUUCCUGCUGGCUACCAAGCAGAAAUCGAAUAUCGAAAAGGCUUUGCAAGACUGCACCGCGCUGGCCAGCCAAGAGACUUUGCGGGAUCACGUAGGGCCUGCACUUGGCAUGGCCACCGCUCACAUCCUGCUGAAGCAAACGCCGCGCGCCCGCAAUCACUUGAAACGCGUCAGCAAAAACAUUUGGACGUUCGAGGACGCUGAAUAUCUGGAACGCUGCUGGCUGCUACUGGCGGAUAUCUACGUGCAAUCCAGCAAGUACGAACUGGCGAAUGAGCUGCUGAAGCGAGUGUUGCAGCACAACGCUACCUGCGUGCGAGCUCAUGAAUUAUCAGGAUACAUCGCCGAGAAGGAUCAGAAUUACCGCGAGGCGGCGACGAGGUACGCCCACGCGUGGAAAUGCGGCGGCAAGACGAAACUGUCGAUCGGUUACAAGCUGGCCUACUGCUGCCUGAAGGCGAAAGCUUACGCGGACGCCAUCGAAGCGUGCAAUGAAGUGGUGAACCAAAAUACGGAUUAUCCGAGAAUCAGGAAGGACAUUCUGGAAAAGUGUAUCAAUAAUCUUCGCACGUGAAAGCUUGGACUCGUUUAGUUUGGGACUCGUAUAUUGACGGUUUGUUUAACAAUUAUUUGUUAUUUUGUUACACGUUACAUAUACAUCCGUCCUGUUAAUCCGUCCGUUAAUCGAUCAAAGUGUUACAGUUAGAACGAAUCAAGAUGGCACAGUGAUAUUUGAAACACUCAAUUAUCGUAAUAUUAAUGUAAUGUUAACAGUUUAUUAGUUGGCGAAAUACAUGCGUUGAAACAACAA